Messenger RNA from Dioscorea cayenensis subsp. rotundata (Guinea yam), 2881 nucleotides. RefSeq names its product kinesin-like protein KIN-6. Gene Ontology annotation, molecular function: ATP binding; microtubule motor activity; ATP hydrolysis activity. The coding region runs from base 25 to 2760 and encodes 911 amino acids. The record is from RefSeq and is a predicted model, not a curated record. The transcript has 24 exons. Lineage: Eukaryota; Viridiplantae; Streptophyta; Magnoliopsida; Dioscoreales; Dioscoreaceae. Gene Ontology annotation, biological process: microtubule-based movement. Gene Ontology annotation, cellular component: kinesin complex; microtubule.
AAUUGGGAAAGAGAAAGAGCUUCAAUGGAACACCAGAGCCCUUGCCCGCCGACCACCGUCCGCCGGAACCCUCAUCGGAAGGCUCGGAAAACUCCCUCAACCCUCCCCCCUCGAGAUCCACCACCGUCGGCACCGUCAACCAUAGCUCCCUUCCCCAUCGACGAGCUUCUCCAUGCCGAUCCCCCUCCUGACCCUCCACACAAGUCACAAUCUCUCUCUGAGAAGCUUAAUGUCUUUCUCCGGAUUCGGCCUCUUGAUAUCGUGCCGCCCAAGCUCGGAAAGAACCCCUCCGCUGCCGCUUUGAAGAAGAAGGGAAAGGGAAAGUCUCCGAACAAUUUGAAGGGAAGGAAUAAAAAUGUUUGCUUGGUUAUGAAUGAUUCGAGCUCUGUCACACUGUCUGCCCCAAUCUCAGCAUUGGAGUCAAAGAGGGCCAAAAGUGAGGUCUACGAUGGUUUCUCUCAUGUCUUUCCUUCGGAUUCUAUUCAGAAAGAAGUUUAUGAGAGGGUGAUGGAUCCAUUAGUGGAGGGUUUUAUGGAUGGAAAAAGUGCUCUUUUGGUUGCUCUGGGUCCUACUGGUUCUGGAAAGACGCAUACAAUGUUCGGUUGUCCAAGAGAUCCUGGGAUGGUUCCGCGGGCAUUGCAGAAGAUUUUCAGUCACUUAAAUGAGAGUGGUGAUUCUCACCCAUCCAGGUCAUAUUACUUGUCAAUGUUUGAAAUAUAUUCAGAAUGGGGGAAAAGUGAAAGGAUCCUUGAUCUGUCACCUAAUGGAGUUGAGCUCUCCCUUCAGCAGUCAAGUGUGAAAGGCCUUCAAGAGGUCAUGGCUUGCAACCUCACACAAGCUGAGAGCCUAAUUGCUCAUGGAAUGCUAAAACGUGCUACUGCUGCUACCAAUGCAAACAACCAAUCAAGUCGUUCUCAAUGCAUAAUAAACAUUCGUAAUGAUCUUAGAAAUUUUGAUGGCAAAAAAGAAUUUCUCUCAAGUGGUGCUGUUCUUACAAUAGCAGAUCUUGCUGGAGCUGAGAAAGCAAGAAAAACGGGGAAUCAGGGCACUAGAUUGUUGGAGAGCAACUUCAUAAACAACACAUCUAUGGUUUUUGGUCUUUGCUUAAGGUCUUUGUUAGAGCACCAAAAAAAUCCGAAGAAGCCAUUGCAGAAGCACUUCAAGAACUCAUUGUUGACAAGGUAUCUAAGAGAGUAUUUGGAAGGAAAAAAGCGAACGACUCUGAUUUUAACUGUAAAGCCGGGGGAAGAUGAUUACCUUGAUACAUCAUUUUUGCUAAGACAAGCUUCACCAUACAUGAAAAUCAAGUAUAGCAACCUUGAAGAGCUUCCAAAUUUUCCUAGUUUAAAAAGAAGUACUACACAUAGUGGAUCAGAGCACUUGAAGCGAAGGAAAUUCAAUGGCUCAGACACAUCAUUGGUCAAUGCUGUGAAAAAUGAUAAUGAUGAAGUCGAUGGCAAUCGUGCGUCUGAAAAAGAGGCUAAAUAUGAGAAGCUUCAGCAAAAAGCAAAUGCAUCUCCAAAGUCUGGUAGAUCUGCACAUAUGAGCAUGGAACGUCUUGAAGAUCUUCACACUGAAGCACAGAGGGCAAGGAAUGAAAAAAUCAUGCUGGGUUUUGCUAAGGCUCUGUGGAAUGUUCUCAAGGAGUAUAAGCAAAAACUUACAGAGUCAGAUAAGGACGCUGAAAAGCUAAGAUGUGCCCUUAGGAAGGAGAAAGCUUCAGUUUCAAAACUGGAGAAAGAAUUGGAGGAACUAAGGUCUUGUUGUUCUUGCUGUAAACAUCCUUCAAUUGAUGACUCUCCUCCCAAAGAGGAGCCAUUAUCUGGUUUCUCUGCCAUGGGAUCACCGAUGAAGCCGUUAGUGCAAGAAUCCACAAAGUGCAUUGACAUUGUUCAUGAAUAUAAUCAUAUCUCAAUGGAAUAUCAUUCUGAUACUUUAGAGUCACGCACAUCAACAGAUGUAUCCAAAGAAUGGGCUGAGCAUGGAGGGGAAGGUUUUGGAGCGAAUAACAUUUUACUUGAUGAAAUUUCAUCAGGAGAUAAUGUCGGCUCAUUUUCUUCACCUAUGGUUCUUGGAACGGUACAUACGGAAGAGAAUGAGAUGAUAGCUCAGAUGGUUGAUAGCUUCUCAAAUAUCAAAGGUGAUGAAGAGUGUGGAUCAUUUCCUUUUGGAGGUGAAUGUCUACCGCAGCAAACAGAAGUAAAGCCCACAGAUCAGAAAGGUGAAAACUUACCUGUGAACAACCAUCGAGUUGCAGAUUUAGAGGAGACGAACAUUCAGGGACAACAUCUGGUUUCAACUAUUGCAGGUUUGUCAGGCAGUGAACAUUCAGAUAAUAUUGACAGAUCUUCACCACCAACUGUUAAUUCAGGAGAAAAUGAAAAGGCAGUGACCUGCAAUACUCAAAAUUCAAGCUUAUCCAUGGAUGGAGAAAUCAUGAAAAGAAACCCUAAGGUGAGCUCCUCCAUAUCAAAAUCACAUCCAUCAGUUGUUAAACAUGAUGGACUUGCCGAUGAAUGCAAAGUUAGGGAGACUUCCGCAAAGAUACAAUCUCCUGCUUCCAAACCGCCAAAUUCCAUGAAACCUAGAACCAGGAAAUUGCUGCCUUCUUCAGCAAUGCUUCUCAAGGAAUUUAACAGUCUUGAAAUUGAUGCCGAAAAUGCAAAGGAGAACAAAGGAAAGUCGUCUACAAAGGGAAUGGAAAGAUCUCAAGGUAGCAUUUCACUUCUUCGUCUUUUAAACAGCAAUGUCAAUCGAUAGAUCCUACAGGGAAAAAAAUCUGCAGAGCUUAAAAUUUGCUUGACAAUUGCAAAACAAAUGCUGGUUUCACAUCUUUUCUGCAUGACAGUUUUUGUAAGAAAUUCUCAUAACCUCACUUUUA